AUGUUGCUAUUGUUUUGGCUGGAAUUUUUCCUACAAGCUUGUCUUUUCCUUCUCGUGCAACGCAAAUACCUCAAAAUUUUCUUUCUCUUCCUCUCGAAAGAUGAUUUCAAUUUCUUGGACUCUUCCACGCUGCCAGCCAGCCUUACCGAAAUCUGUCCAUCUCUAUGUCCCUCCCUUUGUCUCCACUACUCUUUCUUUUAUUUCUUGCUCUUUCCUUUUCCCAUUUUUCGCCUUUCCGUCCCUUUCACACCUUCCAUUCCACAGUUUUCACGCCUGCGUCGCUCUUCUUUUCUUCUAGGCUGUUCCUUCCGAUGUUCUUUUCCUUCCUUCCUCGUUUCCCCUUAUUCAUUCCUUUGCUUCAUAAGCGAACACCUUCUUUCAAACAUUUUUUUAAUAUUCUUUUUCUGUUUUCUUUUUAAUUUUUUUUUCUUUCUUUCAAUCUCUGUUCACUCAUUUCAUUUUUACAUUUUUUUUUCUCAUAUUGUCCUCCAUUUUUCUUCUUCAUAUCUUUUAACUUCUUUAUCACCUUCCUUUUCUUCCCCUAGCUUUUAUUCUAUCACUUAUUUAUUGGUUAUUUCUCAUCAUUCUUUAAAUACAUUUUCUUUUUUUCCUCCUAUUAUUCACACACCGUUCUUCUCUGGUUACGUCUUCCAUGAUUUGUGGUCUUCUUUUAAUGUAAAGGACUUGGGAAAGUGUUUGAUGCAUUCACCCUUUUAUCUUCUCCGUCAUUAUCAUUCAUCUUCAUUGAUUCUUGCGCGUCUCUCUGCAAAACUUCAGUCCCUCCUCUCCGUUUUUCGUUUCAGUCCAUCGCCAUAUGUCUUCUCCGAGCCUUUUCACUCUUUAAAUCAUUUGAACGUUUCCUAUCUUCGUCCCUUUCAGUCGCCUUUUCCUUUGUGA
This is a messenger RNA of Acanthosepion pharaonis, 897 nucleotides long. Lineage: Eukaryota; Metazoa; Mollusca; Cephalopoda; Sepiida; Sepiidae. The record is from the annotation of a GenBank genome assembly.